Molecule: messenger RNA, 834 nt
Organism: Numida meleagris (helmeted guineafowl)
Lineage: Eukaryota; Metazoa; Chordata; Aves; Galliformes; Numididae
Exons: 4
Coding region: 1-618 (205 amino acids)
Source: RefSeq, a predicted model, not a curated record
AUGGAGCUGCGCACCACGGCAGCGACGCCGGCCAGAAUCACUCCUCAGGGUGCAGGCGGAAUACCGCCUCGCCACACCUCAGCCGGCGGCAUCCCGCCCCGAGCCACCGCCACGCGGCUGCCGGCCCCGCCCCGCCGCCAAGCGAAGCGAGCACACGCCUACCCGGUCGCUGCCCGGCAACUCGGCCACCGCAGGAGAAGGGAACCGGAGAAGAGGAGGAGGCCGCGGCGCCGACAGCUGUUAACCGUCAGACCAACGCCGAGACCCCUACCCGCGGCCGACCCCUCAUCCGACGCACACGCGGGUCAGCGGCCGCCCCGCCCCUUCCGGGUGCGGCGGCCAAUGGAGAAGCAGGGCGGUGUCACGCGGCGGCGGGCGCUGAGGGCGGGAGGGCCUGAGGGAGAGGCAGGGUUGGGCUGGGCUGGACUGGACUGGACUGGACUGGGUGCGGGCUGCGGUGUAAGAAAACACACCAGAUACAGAAGCAUUCCUGAAAUUCCUGGGAUUGGUUCCACACAAGGACUCCCAGUCCUGCAAGAGGACUGCACAGGAACAUAUUUUACCUUUAGCCUGAUCCAUCGGCUGCUGAAGUCAGUGGAAGAGCUCCUAGUGAUUUGAGCACAUAAUCAUGAGGUAUUCAUAAAACAAGAACUUUACAGUCUGAGUCUGUUGCAGUCCUUCUUUUCCAUAGUUUUGGUUCUAUUUAUUUGUGUGUAUGUUGAUGUAUGCUAUUGAUGUAUCUAGAAUAUCAGUGUUGAAUCCAGAUGAAAAUGACUGGAUUUCAGAGUAGAAAAGCCCAAAUUUUUGUGUGAGUCAGUCAUGGAGAAAAAUGCA